Messenger RNA from Symbiodinium necroappetens, 387 nucleotides. Lineage: Eukaryota; Dinophyceae; Suessiales; Symbiodiniaceae. The record is from the annotation of a GenBank genome assembly.
AUGGAGCAGAUGAACAAAGAGAUUGCAGAGAAGGUCAUCAAGCGAACUUUACAGCAGAUCAAGCUGAAGCACGGCCAGCUUGCCAUCAGCCUCUACAGCAGCCACACACAUCCAUCAGCCCCUCCGGCAGGUGCUGCCGUGGCUGGCAAGGACUCCACCACUGCCUACUGCCCUGAGAUGGCCAAGUCCCUGGUCAGCGGCUUGAGCAUCGGCGUGGCCAAAGCGCUUGUUCCUGUUUGUCAUCUGGAGCCUUGCGGCAGCGAGAAGGGCAGCCCUUUGCGUGAGCCAAAUUACCAGGAGACUGAGGCCCCACUUUGGCCGCGAGAACCUGAAGUAUUUGUCGAAGUGCAAGACCAUGAGCACGGCGCGUACCUGAGGACUAAGUGA